AUGGGAUACGAAUCAAAAACAGCGUGGAGCGUCGUCGAAGGGAAUACCUCACCAUUUCUCGACUGGAUGCCGGCGGUGUCCUCAACGUCGGCAGCGGGGAAGAAGCUCCUACAACGAACCAUGUUUGGAUUGGUUCCAAGCUUUAUACAACGCAGAAUCCGACCGCUUGCUACAAACCAACAGAGACUACAUCGGACGUCAUAUCUCGAUGGACUGCGAGGGGUAGCGUCGUUCGUAGUGUUUAUGGGUCAUUAUACAGAGGAGAACUUGGGCUGGUACACAGAAGCAUACGGACUACAUGAAGACGGCGCUACAUCAUCGCCACUCCAGCUACCCAUCAUUCGAGUCUUAUAUUCAGCACGGCCUAUGGUACAUAUUUUCUUCAUCAUAUCUGGUUAUGUAUUGGCCUAUAAACCUCUCAUGCAGACUCAUUCUCAGCAAUACUCAGCACUCGCUCACACGCUCUCGUCGUCAAUAUUUCGACGUGCCCUUCGGCUUUUCCUGCCUUCACUCAUCACUUUGUUUUUCAUGGCUGUGGCCGUAUACUCUGGGCUUUCGGACGCCAGAUAUGCACCGCAAUUUCCUCGCCUUUCUUCGCAGUUACAACACUGGUGGUUGUCAUGUUGGGAUCUCAGCGUGGUCGUGUGGUUAAAUGGUAUAGAGCCCUUUAUUCCGGCAUAUAAUCCUGCGCUAUGGACAAUUCCGGUGGAAUUCACCCAAUCCUUACUCCUCUUCGCCGUUCUCCUCGGCCUGUCCCGGUGUAUUGUUAAUGUUCGGCUCCUCCUACUUGCGGGGAUCGUUGCAUUUUGUUUCUACAGCGGCCAACUAUAUUCGGUCGAAUUCCUGGGCGGGAUGUUCAUCGCCGAAAUUUCUCUCCUUAACGACCGCUCACCUUCGCCAACUUCAAGCCCGACACUCCCAAAAUACUCGCUCUACGACGAAAAUGAGAAACCGAAAUGCGGGAAAUCCAUCAAGAAGACAGCGAUGCAAGCAUUCUGCGUCGCCAGCCUGGUAUGCGGGCUCUUUAUUGCUUCCUGGACGAACAACUACCCCGAAGAGGUCUGGGGAAUACAAUUUCUAAAUGCACACCCGCCUAAACCUUACGAAGGCCAGCGGGUAUGGUUCUGCUUAGGUGCCUUCCAGAUUGUGCUGGCCUGUACACAGCUCCAAUAUUUGAAGGAUAUCUUCAACACCCCCAUCGCUCAGUACUUGGGAAAUAUAUCCUAUGCCUUAUAUCUCACCCACAAUCUGUGUCUCAGGGCACUUGAACCCCGAGUUGCUCCACGUAUAGAACGAUGGUUCGGUAAGACUACAUCGACGGGGAGGCACUUGAACUGGGUAUUUGGGCUGGUGAUAUACCUCCCCAUUAUCAUUUGGGUGGCAGAUGUAUUCUGGAGAGUGGUGGAUACCCCGAGUGUGAAAUUCGCAAAAUGGCUAGAGAGUAAAUGCAUUGCUGAGGUCGAGAAGAUGCCGUGA
Molecule: messenger RNA, 1476 nt
Organism: Venustampulla echinocandica
Lineage: Eukaryota; Fungi; Ascomycota; Leotiomycetes; Helotiales; Pleuroascaceae
Exons: 1
Coding region: 1-1476 (491 amino acids)
Biological process (GO): polysaccharide biosynthetic process
Cellular component (GO): membrane
Molecular function (GO): acyltransferase activity, transferring groups other than amino-acyl groups
Source: RefSeq, a predicted model, not a curated record